Carlito syrichta (Philippine tarsier) is the source of this 2000-nucleotide messenger RNA. It is a transcript of the gene DHX58, whose product is annotated as DExH-box helicase 58. Gene Ontology annotation, cellular component: cytoplasm. The transcript is spliced from 8 exons. The annotation marks the transcript as partial. Gene Ontology annotation, biological process: innate immune response; response to virus; positive regulation of interferon-beta production. Lineage: Eukaryota; Metazoa; Chordata; Mammalia; Primates; Tarsiidae. The record is from RefSeq and is a predicted model, not a curated record. Gene Ontology annotation, molecular function: double-stranded RNA binding; zinc ion binding; single-stranded RNA binding.
UGAGGCCCUCUCUGUUACUCCAGCUCUGUGCCAAUUUGGAUACCUGGUGCAUCAUGUCACCCCAGAACCACCACCCCCAGCUGCCAGAGCACAACCAGCAACCUAACAAACAGUAUGACCUCUGCCAGAGACGCAGCCAGGAUCCGUUUGGGGACCUGCUGAAGAAGCUCAUGGACCAAGUCCACGACUACCUGGGCAUGCCCGAAUUGAGCCGGGACUUUGGAACUCAGACCUACGAGCAGCAGGUGGUGGAGCUGAGCGAGACCGGUGAGAGCCCUGAAGUGCCUGAGCAAAGGCUGUAUGCAGCACGCCCCUACUGUGAGGCUGGCCUUGCAAGGGGGUGCGACCUACCGAGGGCAUUCUUCAGUGCUCUCCUGGUGCUAGCUCUGGGAGAGCUGAGUGGGAGCGGGCAACCCCCCAGUCCCUUGCAGUCCUGUGAGCACCAUCUCCCCCUUACCCCCCCUCCCCGCCUCACUCCACCCCGAGACCUGAGACCCCGUGCCUCUGUUUGGGGUUCUGCCGCAGACCACAAGGACGUGCUGGCCCACGUGGCAGCUCACGGCCCAGAGAACCCAAAAUUAGAGAGGUUGGAAGAGGUCCUGCAGGAGCAAUUUGGGAGCCCCGGAACCCCCCGGGGCAUCAUCUUCACUCGCACCCGUCAGAGUGCGCACUGCCUCCUGCUCUGGGUCCAGCAGCAGCCAGGCCUGCAGAACCUGAACGUCAGGGCCCAGAUGCUGAUUGGGGCAGGAAACAGCAGCCAGAGCACACACAUGACUCAGAGGGAGCAGCAGGACAUAAUCUGGAAGUUCCGGGACGGCACCUUGAACCUUCUGGUGGCCACCAGUGUGGCGGAGGAGGGGCUGGACAUCCCGCAGUGCAGUGUGGUGGUGCGCUACGGGCUCCUGACCAACGAGAUCUCCAUGGUCCAGGCAAGGGGCCGUGCCCGGGCCAGUCAGAGCGUCUACUCGUUCAUGGCUACUGAGGGUAGCCAGGAGCUACGGCGAGAGCUGACCAACGAGAUGCUGGAGGCACUCAUGGAGCAGGCAGUGGCCGCUGUGCAGAAGAUGGACCCGGCUGAGUACCAAGCCAAGAUCCAGGACCUGCAGCGGGCAGCCCUGGUGAAGCGAGCAGCCCAGGUGGCCCAGCAGGAGAGUCAGCAGCAGCAGUUCCUGGCCGAGCAUGUGCAGCUAUUCUGCAUCAGCUGCAUGGUGGCCGUGGGCCACGGGAGUGACCUGCGGAAGGUGGAGGGGACCCACCAUGUCAAUGUGAACCCCAACUUCUCGAUCUACUACAACGUCUCCAGGAAGCCUGUAGUCAUCGACAGAGUCUUCAAGGAUUGGAGGCCUGGAGGUGCCAUUAGCUGCAAGAACUGUGGGGAGGUCUGGGGCCUGCAGAUGAUGUACAAGUCAGUGAAGCUGCCGGUGCUCAAGGUCCGCAGCAUGUUGCUGGAGACCCCUCAGGGGCGAGUCCGGCCUAAAAAGUGGUCCCGCGUACCCUUCCCCGUGCUCGACUUCGACUUCCUGCAGCACUGUGCUCAGAGCCUGGCCGACCUUUCUCUGAACUGACCACCCUGUCGCUGCAGUGCCCAGCUCAGGCUGCAGGGGGCAAGAGAGUCCGCAGCAGCCAUCCUCCUCCCAGGCCCUUCCCUCCCAUACCACGGGCUCUGGGCAUCGUGCUGACCGCUGCAGAGGACGCCCGCAGCGCCUGAGUUGGCUUGGGCUCCCGUGGUAAGGAGGCAGCCAGAGGACCACAGCUCUGCCCCAAGACCCACCUCACACACACAGACUUUCAGUACUGGAGAGUCCAGGGGAAACCGAGGCAGCAGACGUGCAGUCCUGUACUAGCAAUCAUGACAGCUCUUCUCUGCAAGGCCACUUCUGUUUUUUGAGGCUCCUCAUAAGUUAAAUAAAGGAAAAACGGGGCCGAAAAUGUGUGGUGUUUUAAACACAACUUUGUUGGGAUAUAAUCAACAUAAAAUAAACUGUACGCAGAGUAGGCUA